Messenger RNA from Tympanuchus pallidicinctus (lesser prairie-chicken), 856 nucleotides. RefSeq lists its product as uncharacterized. The transcript has 4 exons. The record is from RefSeq and is a predicted model, not a curated record. NCBI's taxonomy places the organism in Eukaryota, Metazoa, Chordata, Aves, Galliformes, Phasianidae. Bases 104 to 841 code for a protein of 245 amino acids.
AAGCUGGCACCCACUUCUUCCGGCACCUCCUUUCCUGAAACUCCCUUUCCCAGCAUGGAGUCCAGCUCCAGCUAAAGGGAGCGUGGAACCACGGGAUCCAGGAAUGGUUGGGUGUGGAGGGACCUCAAAGCCCUCACAGGCCCAGCCCCUGUUGUGGGCUGGUUGCCACCCACUGGCUCAGGCUGCCCGCAGCCCCAUCCUGCCUGGCCUCGAGCACCUCCAAGGAUGGGGCAGCCGCAGCUUCUCUGGGCAGCCUGCGCCAGUGCCAACCUCUCCCAGACUGUUGGGAUGGGUGCCGAGAGGCUGCUGGGCUGGCAGGAUGUCAGGGAAGCAGGCAGGCAGGAUGGCUCCAUGCCAUGCGCUGGGGCCGUUCUUUCGCUCACUCCUUGCCUUUGGCCCCUCUCUACGGUGCUCAUUCUUCUCCUCUUGCUUAGGUAUUCGCAUCUUGGAGCUGUGGAGAGAAACAGCCAUCGCAUGCAUCUGUGAGUUUCUGCAGAGAAAGGACAAGGAUGUGCAAGAGAAAAUCAAAUUCCUGAGAGGCAUCUGCACGCUGUGCAAAUGCAGGGACACGUCGCUCAACUUGGAUGCUUUCUGCCAAGAAAAGCAGCUGGCAGAGAAUGUCCAGGCGCUGAUCGAUGAGGAGCCCAAGCACACUUUGUCCUCGGAGAUAAAGCAGGAAGCCAUGAUGAGCUUUGCCAACAUGAGCACUGUGGAGACAGCGCUGGAAGGCAAAACGGAGAGCAUUCUGAAUUCCUGCUUCAACAGUGUCUUCUUUUUGCCUCCGGAACUGAGCAUACCAGCAAAGGAGAAAGAACUCUACAAUGAGGUGUGUGCUGGGUGAGCCACCGGAGCGCCA